AUGGCAAGAUGAGGAAAUUUAGGCUUUCAAGAUAGUGCUUCACCAUUAAUAGAGCAAUUAAUUUUUUUUCAUGAUCAUACUAUAGUUGUGUUAAUUUUAAUUGUUACAUUUGUGGGGUAUAUUAUAUUUUAUUUAUUUUUUAAUUUUUUGGUUAAUCGUUAUUUAUUGGAAAGACAGGAAGUUGAGAUUAUUUGAACUAUUCUACCUGCUAUUAUUUUAAUUUUUAUUGCAUUUCCUUCUUUACGACUUUUGUAUUUAUUAGAUGAAAUUAAUAAUCCUAGGAUUACUUUGAAAACAAUUGGUCAUCAGUGAUAUUGAAGGUAUGAAUAUUCUGAUUUUUUAGAUUUAGAAUUUGAUUCUUAUAUAGUAGGAACGGUAGAUCUUUCUGAGUCUGGGUUCCGUUUAUUAGAUGUAGAUAAUCGUGUAGUGUUACCUAUAAACUCUCAAAUUCGUAUACUUGUUAGGGCUGCUGAUGUUAUUCAUUCUUGAACUGUUCCAGCUUUAGGUAUAAAAGCUGAUGCAAUUCCCGGUCGGUUAAAUCAAAUUAGGUUUUUUAUUAAUCGGCCUGGUUUAUUUUUUGGUCAGUGUUCAGAAAUUUGUGGGGCGAAUCAUAGUUUUAUACCUAUUGUAGUAGAAAGAGUUAGUGUAAAUAGUUUUUUGGAUUGAGUUUCUUCAUGUUUAAAAUCUU
This is a messenger RNA of Procambarus clarkii (red swamp crayfish), 688 nucleotides long. The record is from the annotation of a RefSeq genome assembly. NCBI's taxonomy places the organism in Eukaryota, Metazoa, Arthropoda, Malacostraca, Decapoda, Cambaridae.